Messenger RNA from Ricinus communis (castor bean), 1429 nucleotides. RefSeq names its product 2-alkenal reductase (NADP(+)-dependent). The record is from RefSeq and is a predicted model, not a curated record. Gene Ontology annotation, molecular function: oxidoreductase activity, acting on the CH-CH group of donors, NAD or NADP as acceptor. Bases 205 to 1251 code for a protein of 348 amino acids. The transcript has 5 exons. NCBI's taxonomy places the organism in Eukaryota, Viridiplantae, Streptophyta, Magnoliopsida, Malpighiales, Euphorbiaceae.
UGUCCUGUCCUAACUUACUGUAUAUGUAUAUAUAUAUCAAUUUAUUGAUAGACAGACAUCAAUCCAUUAAGAAAAAAUGGUUUAAGUGGUAAGGUAGUUGCAGAGCAGAGAAGUUGUUGUGCAUACCUUUCCUACUCAUACUCCAAACACAACACAUCGUUUCUUCCUCUCUCUCUCUCUCGACUUUAGGCUGGUCGAGUGAAAAUGGAAGGAGGACAAGUAGUAGAGAACAGGCAGGUGAUAUUCAAAGGGUAUAUAGAAGGCUCACCCAAAGAAACAGACAUGGAAGUCAGGGUUGGGAAUAAAAUUGAGCUCAUGCUACCAAAACCUUGCGGUGCUUUUUUGGUCAAGAAUCUCUAUCUUUCUUGUGAUCCUUACAUGAGAGGUCGCAUGCGUGAUUACCAUCACUCCUAUAUUCCUCCUUUUGUUCCUGGCCAGCCCAUACAAGGAUUUGGCAUUUCAAAGGUCGUCGCUUCUGAUAAUCCUGAUUUCAAGCCUGGGGAUUUUCUUUCCGGAUUCACCACUUGGGAAGAAUACAGCUUCAUUCCCUACAACUCUGACCAAUUGAGAUCAAUUCAGCUACAUGAUGAUAUUCCUCUAUCACUUCACCUCGGUCUUCUUGGCAUGCCAGGUCUUACUGCUUAUGCGGGAUUUUAUGAGGUCUGCUCCCCUAAGAAAGGAGAUUAUGUGUUCGUGUCUGCAGCUUCAGGAGCCGUGGGCCAGCUUGUUGGUCAAUUUGCAAAGCUACAUGGUUGCUAUGUAGUUGGAAGUGCCGGGACAAGCCAAAAAGUUGAUCUUCUAAAGAACAAGUUUGGUUUUGAUGAAGCUUUUAACUAUAAAGAAGAGCCCAACCUGGAUGCAGCUUUGAAAAGGUAUUUUCCAGAAGGCAUUGACAUCUAUUUUGAUAAUGUGGGUGGAGACAUGCUUGAUGCUGCAUUGCUCAACAUGAAGAUUCAUGGCAAGAUUGCAGUCUGUGGAAUGAUGUCUGUAAACAGUCUCUCUGCUACCCGAGGGAUUCACAAUUUGUUCAAUCUUAUAAGCAAAAGAAUUAGGAUGCAGGGAUUCCUUCAAAGUGAUUACUUGCAUUUGUAUCCACAAUUUUUGGAACAAGUUAGUAAUUAUUACAAGCAAGGGAAGAUUGUUUACAUUGAAGACAUGAAUGAGGGAUUGGAAAGUGCUCCAGCUGCUUUUGCUGGACUAUUUUCUGGUAAAAAUGUGGGUAAGCAAGUUAUUCGUGUAGCCUAUGAAUAAUUUUCUAGACAACCAUUGAAGCAAUCCUAAAGCUCCAGCUGAAAUCUAGAUGACAAAUCAUGAUGCACUUUUGUGCACCAUAACUUCAAUUAUCAUGGCUCUACUGAGUUUUUCUGACUUGAAGUUUCCUGGAAAUGUUAUAAGAAAUGCAUUAGUCUUUUUGUUGCUUAAGUGAAAA